Molecule: messenger RNA, 156 nt
Organism: Metschnikowia bicuspidata var. bicuspidata NRRL YB-4993
Lineage: Eukaryota; Fungi; Ascomycota; Pichiomycetes; Serinales; Metschnikowiaceae
Source: RefSeq, a predicted model, not a curated record
GGUCCCAAAAAGUACUCACAAAUAAGUGGACCUCCUGGGGCCACCCCAAAAUUCAACUACGAGCUUUUUAACUGCAACAACUUUAAUAUACGCUCUUGGAGCUGGAAUUACCGCGGCUGCUGGCACCAGACUUGCCCUCCAAUUGUUCCUCGUUAA